CUAAUCUAGGCCUCGCCCUUCACGUGUGAGGCAUAUCGAGCCAGGAGCGGCUUGCUCACUUUCACCGCAAUGAUCGACAGCGGCUGCGGUGAAGGAAGGUCCAAGGGAGCAGGGUGUGUCGUCAUCCGAACCUGAACCUCGGCCUCUAGGACCUCGGGAGAGGUCAGCCAUGCAUGCGACAGCGCUAUCGCGUUGCGGGCACCAUGAACGUCCCCUGCCCGCUUUUUCUAACAUCUGAUGCUGCUAUCUCCAACCUUUAGAUUACUGCUGUCAUGAUGAGAUAGUCCGACUUAAUCACUGACUCCACACCACACCCUCCGUCCGUCACACACUUCGCAGUCGCAACACUCAGCCAAGCCUUAGCAACUGUACUCGACCACCACCAUGGCCGGUCAGUCAAAGGUAGAAACUCUGCCACCAUGGGGUAAUGCUGUCGCAGGCGCCGCUGGUGCCGUCAUCGCAAACACCCUUGUCUAUCCCCUAGAUUUGAUCAAGACGCGACUACAGGUGCAGAUUAAGCGCUCGCCUACGUCCAACGACCCCAAUCCCGCCGACCACGAACACUACGAUGGCGCCCUCGACGCGUUACAGAAAGUCUUUGCGCAGGAGGGUCUCUCUGGACUAUAUGCUGGCAUAGGAGGCUCUCUGCUCGGCGUAGCAUCGACCAACUUCGCCUAUUUCUACUGGUAUACCGUUGUACGCAGCCUCUACAUGGCGAACCGCACGCUUCAAACAUCACCAAGCACACCGGUCGAACUCUCCCUUGGAGCGCUUGCGGGAGCGCUCGCCCAGCUUUUCACAAUCCCCGUCGCAGUCGUAACGACGAGGCAACAGACUAUGAGCAAGGCGGAGCGCAAGGGUAUGAUCGCUACGGCUAUGGACGUGGUCAACGGCGAUGACGGCUGGACGGGGCUUUGGCGAGGACUUAGGGCGAGUCUGGUGCUCGUCAUCAACCCAUCAAUCACAUACGGAGCCUACCAGCGAUUACGGGAAGUUAUGUACCCAGGAAAGAAGACGCUGAAGCCCCUCGAGGCGUUCCUCAUCGGAGCCAUGUCCAAGACGCUUGCCACAAUCGCAACCCAGCCGCUCAUCGUCGCGAAAGUCGGUCUUCAAUCGAAGCCUCCACCAGCCAGGAACGGAAAGCCUUUCAAAUCCUUCACCGAAGUCAUGCAAUACAUCAUACAACACGAAGGCCCAGCGGCGCUAUUCAAGGGCAUCGGACCCCAGAUCCUCAAGGGCCUGCUUGUCCAGGGUUUCCUCAUGAUGACCAAAGAGCGCAUCGAGCUUUCCUUCAUCCUGCUCUUCCGAUACUUCCGCCAAGUACGCGCCGAGAAACUCCAGAAGCUAGCGAACAUUGCCGCAGAAAAGGCCGGCAAGGCAGCCCCGAUACUGGUCAAGUAGUCUUUGGCUUGCUGGCAUAUCCUUACCUUCAUCUCAAGUGUAUAUAUUCGACUUUAUACUUGGUUGCGGAGACGGAUUGGCCGAGCGUUGUAUUGAUUCGAUUCCGGCGUUGGGCAUUGAUUGUUACCGCGGUUAUACGCAUAGUCUGUCUUGUAAGCAUUC
Messenger RNA from Alternaria rosae, 1563 nucleotides. Its product is annotated as mitochondrial carrier domain-containing protein. Gene Ontology annotation, biological process: transmembrane transport. The record is from RefSeq and is a predicted model, not a curated record. The coding region runs from base 385 to 1401 and encodes 338 amino acids. NCBI's taxonomy places the organism in Eukaryota, Fungi, Ascomycota, Dothideomycetes, Pleosporales, Pleosporaceae. The transcript is spliced from 3 exons.